UAAAGUUUUAAACCUUCAGUAGUGCUAAAUACAGCAAGCUCUGAAGUCAUAUCUGCCGGAGUAAACAUGCGUUUACAGUUUUUUACUCUUGGAGAAAAAGAAUAUCAAGGAAGAUAUCCCAAUUCCCAAGUGCCUUUUAGCAGCUGAUUCAAAGUCUGAUUUCUUUGUUAUAUCCCUACCAUCAAACUAUGCAAAGCCCCUCAGAGAAGAAAGCAGGCGUCUAUACCUACAUAGGUCAGUGGCCAAUUUACUCCCUGGCUUGGUCCGUCCGCAAUGACAAAAGAUCACGCCUAGCCAUUGGCAGUUUUCUUGAAGACUACAGCAACAAGGUCGAACUUGUUCAGUUCAACCUUGACACAUCCGAUUUCACCACUGACAGCCGCCUAAUAUUCGACCACCCUUAUGCUCCCACAAAUCUAUUGUUCUUCCCCUCCGAGAAUACCUCAAAUCCUGACAUGAUUGCCACAUCCGGUGAUUAUCUCCGUCUGUGGGAAAUCCAUGAUGACCACAUCGAGCUCAAGGCCUUGUUCAACGGUAAUAAGAGUAGCGAAUUUAAUUCUGCCAUAACUUCUUUCGAUUGGGCUGACUUUGACACGCGACGCGUGGCUACCUCUAGUGUUGACACUACGUGCACCAUUUGGAACAUAGAGAGAGAAACUGUAGACACCCAAUUAGUAGCGCAUGACAAGGAAGUGUUCGAUAUUUCUUGGGGUGGGUUCAAUGUGUUUGCUUCAGUGUCCGGAGAUGGUUCGAUAAGGGUUUUUGACUUAAGGGACAAAGAGAGAUCAACAAUAAUUUAUGAAAAUCCUGUUCCGGAAACUCCCUUGUUGAGGCUAGAAUGGAACAAAGCUGACCCCAGGUUCAUGGCCACAGUAGGAAUGGACAGUAAUAAAAUUGUAAUAGUUGACAUCCGGUUUCCAACUAUACCUUUGGUGGAAUUAUGUAAGCAUAAGGGGAGCGUCAAUGCCAUUUCAUGGGCUCCAUUCAUUGGGAAGCAGCUGUGUUCUGCUGGGGAUGAUUCAAGGGCUCUAAUAUGGGAGGCGGUGGGCUCAAAUCUUCGAUCAGAAAAUGGAGGAGACAUGGAACCAGAAAUGUGGUAUGGAUCAGCGGCUGAGAUCAAUCAUGCUCGAUGGUCUCCAGUUGAGUUGGACUGGAUUGCUAUUGUUUUUCUGAAUAAAUUGCAGCUCUUGAAGGUUUAGGGCAAUUUCUGACAUGGAAUGUAUACUAUUAAAGUUGCUUAGCUAAUUUGCCUUUGGGUCAUUUGUAUGUAACUUGAAUUAUUAUGCAAAACGGAGAUUAGCUUAGUAUAUGUUAGAUAAGGAUGCUAUUUUCGAAUUGAUUUUUCCCCUUUUUGAACUUUA
Molecule: messenger RNA, 1361 nt
Organism: Theobroma cacao (cacao)
Lineage: Eukaryota; Viridiplantae; Streptophyta; Magnoliopsida; Malvales; Malvaceae
Source: RefSeq, a predicted model, not a curated record